CUGAGUUGGAAAUAGAGCUAGUGCGUGUUUGCAUGGGCAGCCACAGCUAAAAGCGGAGGAAGAGGAGGAAGCCACAGGCAGAUGAAAGAGGGUGAGAUCAAGUGAGAGACAAAAGGUACGAGAUGGAGCUAGCUGAGGGAGCCAGGCAAGAAAAAAAGAGCAGAUGAAUAAAAGGAAAUCUCUUUCUGAUCCGACACACAUCCCCAUUUGAACUAUCCUGAGCUGAGACAUACAAAACUGUGCGACACCAUUGCGGUGAUUUCCAUCACAACAUCCUUCGCUGCUGAGCCCAGAGAACAGAAGAGUGGGUUGUGUUGGAGCAAGAGCCUGUUGCCUGGAUACUCCUGCUGUUGCUGCGGCGGCAAAAAGCCAGGACUGAACCGUGUGCAUUUGCUGGCUGGUGCUGCUGCCAUUGGAAAAGCACAACUGUUUGUCUGGAUAGCUCGUGCGCUCACUGUCUUGCUUCUUGACUCGCUCACAGUGCACAUUCGAAUAAAUACCCCGCUGAUCUGGGAGCUUCGAACGCGAAGAGAGGUGGAAGCAAACGAUGCCUGGCAACGUGCUAAAAGCUGCUCGGUAGGAACGGGAUUGGGAAAGACUGGCUACAAAGUGAAAGCGGAAUCUAAGGGAGAACAGACCCUUACACAGAAGAGCUAAGGUGGGGGUGAAGUAACGAGUGGGGCUGGCAGGGAGUAGGGAGAUGGCAGCUAGCAGGCUGUGCAAAGCCAAGCAGAUCAAGUAUUCUGGUCCACGGCCCACAGCCUCCAGCUUCAUCCCGAGUUGGUAAUGUGUGCUGGCUUCCAUAAUGGAAAUCCACCGUGAACAGAGUAUCUGCCAGGCGCGUGCUGCUGUCAUGGUGUAUGAUGAUGCUAAUAAGAAGUGGGUUCCAGCCGGUGGUUCCACUGGCUUCAGCAGAGUGCACAUCUACCACCACACGGGGAACAAUGCGUUCCGUGUAGUGGGACGCAAGAUCCAAGAUCAUCAGGUGGUGAUAAAUUGUGCCAUUCCAAAGGGUCUGAAAUACAACCAGGCAACGCAGACUUUCCACCAGUGGCGUGAUGCCAGACAAGUAUAUGGGCUAAACUUUGGCAGCAAAGAGGAUGCCAAUGUAUUUGCCAGUGCCAUGAUGCAUGCCCUAGAAGUGCUUAACUCCCAGGACACAGGCCCCACAUUGCUCAGACAGGGUCCCCAGGUUCAGAAUGGCCCCACACAAGAGGACAUGGUUCUACAGAGAAGGGAGCUUCAGGAGCUCCAGAGGCAGAAAGAGAUGGAGCGAGAACAUCAGGAGCAGGAGCGUCAGCAGCGAGAGUGUCAAGAGCGGGAGCGACUGGAGCGAGAGCAGCUAGAACGAGAGAAGCUGGAGCAGGAGCGAGAGCGGGAACGUCAGGAGAGGGAGCGCCAGGAGAUGGAGAUGCAGAUGGAGAAGGAGCGAGUGGAGCAGGAGCAAGCCGAGCAUGAGCUGAUGGAAAGAGAGAAGGCGGAGAGGGAGCAGCAGGAGCAGUUGGACAGAGAGCAGCAGGAGUGGGAGAGAGGGAGACGCAUUUCUAAUGCUGCUUUUGAAAGCACUCUGUACACCCCCAGGCCUCAGGAGUACGGCAGAACUCCCUCCACACCCGUAUCUCCAUCCGCGCCCGCCACCCCAGCUCCUGGGACGCGGUCGCCCUCCUCUGCCACGCCCCCCACCCCCCCGCUCAGGCACUCCGCCUCCCGUUUUGCCACUUCCCUUGGUUCUGCCUUCCACCCAGUACUGCCUCAUUACGCCACCGUUCCGAGGAGGCAGGGCUUUUCACAAGCCCCGCCGCCCGCCCCCGCCCCCCCUCCUCCAGCCAAGUCCGUGGUGUGGUCAGCUUGCAACUUUACCCCCCUUCCGCCAUCACCCCCUGUCAUGACAAGCAGUCCGCCUAGGAAGGCCACAGGUCCGUGGCCACUCAUCCCCAUUGCAGCACCUUCCCCUGUCACUCAGAAGCCUUCCUCACCAUCCCCAAACGGGCCCCCCAUGUUCCCUGCACCCUCCCCUCUCACCAUCCCACAAAAUCAUAGCCUGGGCAUCACUUGCCCAACGCCACCACCACCACCUACCCCACCCCCUCUACCGUCCCCCAUAGCCUCCACUCAACAUUCCUCCACCUCGUCUCCCCCUUCCUCAUCCCAAGGUCCUGUUGUGCCCUCUCCUUCAACAGCGUCCCUUGCUACUGCAGACACUGCUGCUGCUUCUCAUGAGCACCUCAGGCUCCCCGUGGGCCUGGGCCUGUCAGGGCCAGGGGAGCCGGACACAGCCACUGGCCCAGUGCCCCACCUGCCUCAAGGGGGCGGCUCCUCCUGUCAGCCCCAGGAUGUGAUGCAGACCCCAGGGUUAUCCACCUCCACGCCUCCCCUACCUCCACCCCUGCCACCCGGCUCUACUGUGACUUUAGUGCCCACUACGGCCGCUCCCCCAGCUGGUCAUCCUCCUCCACCCCCACCUCCUCCACUCCCCCCUGUGCUGACUCCAGGUGGAACCCCCCCUCCUCCACCAGGUCCUCCUCCUCCACCUGGAGCCCCGCCCCCUCCUCCGGCUCCCCCUCUCCCUCCUGGACUUUUCUCUCCUGCAGAGGACCGUCCUCUCUCAGGCCUGGCUGCCGCCCUUGCUGGAGCCAAACUGCGCAAAGUGCCAAGAAGUGAUGAUACAGGGGCAGCUCUAGCAGCAGCCCUUUCGGGAGCUGUAGCAGCUGCAGGAGCCAAAACUGACACCAGAGGCAAUGCCCCUCUGCCUGGAGGAGGAGGGCUCAUGGAAGAAAUGAGUGCGCUGUUGGCAAGGAGAAGAAGAAUUGCAGAAAAGGGCUCAUCACCUGAACCUGACCAGAGAUCAGAAGAUGGUGAGAUAAACACAACUCCUAAAAUGUCAGGCUGUAGCACACCAGACAUGCCCCGGAAGCCAUGGGAAAGAACAAAUACCAUGAACGGUAGCAAAUCUCCAGUUAUUGGAAGACGAGAGACUCCGUGGAGAAUUCCAAUGGGAGCAGAUUCUUCCAACAGACCUAAAUCAACACCUACACCUACUGCGUCCUUAAGUGCCAAUGGUGUGCCAACAGAAAGUGUUGACUACGACAGAUUGAGACAGGACAUUAUGGAUGAGAUGAGGAAGGAGUUGUCCAAGCUGAAAGAAGAGCUCAUUGAUGCAAUCCGAGCAGAGCUGGGAAAGUCUAGCACGGCAUAAAGGAUCCAGACUGCCUGCUCAGAACUCAAUUGACGUGACCCAACAUUGUGUUACUCUAAGUCAUCAAAACUACAACAACAGGAUGGAAAUUAUGAUGUUAACCAUAUUACUACAAGGAAAAGACAUUUGUUUGUUGACGUAACGAGAGCAGACAGGAUGGUGGUGGUUGGAGCUUCACAGUAGCAAUGGCUGAUGGAAUCGAUCUGCACGGUCUCAUGUGCCCACCCGCCCAUUCCCAGCUGAGGGCAUUGCAUCCUGCAGAACAGUGCACAGCUUGAAAGAGAAACAAAAGUCUUUAUGCAAAGAUGACUUCUCUCUUUCACGUAUAGUAACAUAAUUUAACACUCACAACACUAUUAAACAUUGGUGUGUAAAUAGUGAACAGCAGCAGUGAUACGGUGAUCUUGUGAUUUACUAUCAAAAGGGUGUGUUUUAUUCAGGGAGCGUGACGACAGAAACUUUGUGUGUGUGCGCGUGAGUGUGCGUGCACUGCUUGCUUCUUCAGCAGUGUCUGAUGAAGUGCACAACUGCAGGACACUGUAAAGCUUGUCUUCCUGAAAAAAAAUAUUUUAACCAGAAUAUGUACAAAUGAGGAGAAAAAACACAUGUAUCUAUCAAACCAUGUCUGUUUCAUUGUAGCUCUAUGGCCAUAUCACGUAGCUCAAUAAUCCAAUCACAGGAUGCAUUCAUAUUCAGUUUCAUUUCUUGCCAGAGGUUGGAACCUGUGGAGAAGUUUCACUGUCCUUUCUUUGUUCGCCCUGUUGUGGGGCACUUGGAGGAGACACACAGGGUACCUGCCUGUCAGGCAGCAGCCAUUUGUAGCUCUCUACCAAACUUUAAUCUAUAAACAAAAAGUGCUGAUUAAAAAAUACCUGUAAUGUUAGUUUUUACCAGAUGUUUAAAUACUUUGUUCCUUGAAUGGUUCCAUUUGGGGACUUUGUCUCUCUGUCUCUGUCUCUCUCUCUCUCUCUCUCUCUCUCUCUCUCUCUCUCUCUCUCUCACUCUCACUCUUGCUCUGUCCUUCUCUUUCUUUUUCUCCUUUCUUUCAGGUAUUUGUCUGAUUGAUGCAUAUAUGGUUGUUUUCUUUCACAGGUCUGCCACAAAACAGCAUUAAUUGUCACAAGGUUUCUUACAAGCAAUAAGUGUAGCAUUUAUUCUAUAGCUCACCUGCCUAGAUUCCACCAAACAUAUUGCCACGUUUUUUUUUUGUUUAGUUUCGACCCUUCUGGUUUGCUGUCACACAUUAUUUGGCUUCUUAAAAACCACACUGAAUUUCUUUGAGAGAGGAGGUGACUUUGCAUUUAUUCCCUAUAAAGUCAAUGGAUACUGUAACUUCAGUAACAUUGGAGCAGAUCAGAUCUUCUGGUUGUUUUACUUUUAUUACUUUUGAAAAAUGGACGAGAUGGGAUGGUGUCAAAUGAGAACAAGAAUGUGCCAUUUACUCUUUGACCAGUGCUUGCUGAUAAUACCUUUUUAUCACCUUUUCCUUAUUAGUUUAAUCUUUUAAUUCUUUCCUGCUGCCGUAACAUUGUUAAAAUGAAGGACUGUAAUUUUCCUUGAGAAAGUUUAAGACAAUUUUAUUCUUUAAACAAAUUAGUUUGAACUCUGCUAUCAGUACAUUGUUGAGUAUGAGCAGAAUCAAUCUGACAGGAAUGUUUUGGGAGCUGAGACUUUAAAUCUCAAAAACUGUACAUGCAGAGUACUGUACAAGUGUGUUAAGGUAACGGAUAAAGGUCCAUGUUACAAUUCUGUACUUUGUACCUAAAACUGGACUGGACACUAUAACUAAUACAAACCAACACUACAACUGUCACUGUACAUCAGACUGUUUAGGACAAUCUUUUGACCUUCCAGGUGAGAGGAAGGUGAAUAAGAUGAAACACAAAUACAAAGACCCACAGCAAUACAGCAUCAGUUCUGUGGAACCCAAGUAAAAACCUACAAGGCAAUACCUUUGUGUCACCAUGCUGUCAUCUUUGUAAGGGCUGUGCCACACCAAGCUGUCAUCAGAAAGUGUUUUACAUGGCAUGGUACCAGUUGAACUCAGCUCUACUCUGCUCCCCUCUGGCUGCAGGUACUUUGUCUUCCACUGCAUUGUAGCUGGUCGGCAUAGUGAUGCUGGAAUGAAACUGCUGUGAACUCCCGUGAAACUGCUGCAAAUAAUAUUGUUGGGUAUUGAAGGAAUACUGCGUUUGUGUGUUUUCUAUAUAUGUUUGCCACAGCAAAAAGACAGAAGAGAGUAUGGGAAAUCCUGUGUCGGAAUGACUGUGGGUGUAGUACUAAUGCUUCUCUCUGACCAAUCGGUUGUUUGCAGUGUUUUCGUGUCACAUUUUGGUAUCAUCCAAGGAUUUUUGAUCCCCUUUGGUGAUGAUACCAAAAAGUACCAGGUGCUAUCCACAAAAUUGCCUGAUGGAAACAAGUUAAGUAGACUUGAGUUGAAGACAUACAAUAUGAAUUGUACAGAAGCACCACUUGACAGUAUUUGAACAUAUACUUCAUUAAUAGCUGGGCUGAAUACAGUGCAAAGACUAUACUAAUAAUAAUAGAGUUGUACUGAAGGCUCAACUUUAACAGCUGACCAUUGCCUUGAUGUGCCAUUGCACAAUGUUAUUUAUAAAUUAAAAGACAAGUCCAGUGAAUUUAAUAUCACACUUGCAUAAAGUUGGAAAAACCUGCAGUAGAAUAUUAUAUACACAGAAUACAUGUUAUCUUAAGUGGCCCUUUAAAUUUUUAUUAAGGCAAUUAGUUAAACAAAUUAAAAUGUCUGUAAACUUUUAGUUUAAUUAGAUCCUGUUGGGUGUUCUAGAACAAGCUCUGUUUUUCUUUCUUUGGCUGGGGUCAAAUCUGUUUAAAUGGCUUAAUUAAAGUGCUUAAAGACCCUUUUUUAAAAACAGAUGCCAUAACCAUUAAGUUUGGAGGAUGUUGUUGCCAUCUGUCUCAGAUUUUAGAUUCCUAAUCUCACUAUUUCAUUCACCCUUUUAAAGCCUGGAGUCUCGUGUUUACACAGAAAUAAUUGCACUUUAACACAAAAAAACCUCUCACAGAGCAAAUCAACAUACCUUCACUUGCUAAAAACCUCUCACCAAAGGAUUCAACCUGGCAGUUUUGUGCUAAACAUAAUCUUAUAUUUUUGUAUAAUUUUGUCAAUAUCUAAAAACAGAAGGAUGCCUGUUUCUGUAUGCUCUCCUGAAUGAGACGAGGUGUAAUGGUCUAAUCAAGAAAGGUUUUUUGUAAAGCUAUGUGGUUUGUGCCUUGUUCUGAAGUUGCAUUUAACAUUUCAAAGAUCUAAAGAUGAGUAGUCAUAUUAUCUAGGGGCCUCUAAAUCUUUUACAUUACAGUCAUGUUGAUUUGAUGGAAGAGGUUCCGGACCUUAGUACUGUUUCUCAAGUGGAAGAUGUCUUGUUGUUUUCUCAGCAAAUGGGGUUUCUUUCCAUAUGUAUAGCUAAGAGGUCACUUUUCUUAUAUCUUAGCAGUGCAAUCAAAAGUAUGAGGCCAGCAAGAAUUAAAAUGAUUUUUGAGAUGAAAUUUCAGCCCUAUUACGAAGUUCAGACAUCGGUCUGUUCUGUCUCGCCUCACGUCAUUUUAAAUGUGACAUUUUAAAGGAAACUGCAGCAAUGCUUUCUUCACGUGGGAUAGUCUUUAAAACCUUUCGGGCUCUGGAGUACCAACCUUGGCACUGGUCGUUCAGGUGUGAAUGGCUCGACACAAUUGACUACACAUUAGAAUUGAAUAGGAUACAACUACACCCCAAAUGGUGGGGCCCAAAAGGCUAAGAUGUAACAUCUUCUGCUUUGAUGUCUGCCCUGUGUUGCGGACAUUUAUCUGUGUUCUUAGUGUCCAAAUCUCUGCUGAGGAAACAGAAAGAAUUGUGAACAUGUGAAAUUAUAGAGAGAAUUGCAGAGGUGAAUUCAACUGAAGCAUAUUUCUCAGUGGGUUUCUGGACAAAGUGUUGUCUCGUUUGUACCAUACUGUUCUCAUAAUUAUUAGGUUUCCUUACAUGCUAACAUAUUGUUUUAUUUGAGCACAUUAAAUAAACAUGCAAUGUACGAAAAGCUGUUUCUGAUGUAAACAAUGAUUUUGAACCUGUUUAUUUCAGUUGCCUUAAAGAUAUUAUUCAAAUAUUUACAAUGCUGGAUAACUGAAGAUACUUGUUACAGGUUUUAGAUGUUUUUGGUUUGUUAGCAGUUUAACCAGAAUAUAAAUAUUAUUUAAAUACCAUGUACAAUGUACAUGUAUUCCAUAUUUUGUGAAAUGCUUAGGAAAAAGUAUUUUUAAUCUCUUUACAGCCCCUUAGAUUUACUUUACACUGAUGCUUGUAUAAAUUACCAUAGAUUUUAUCAGAUUUUUACACAAAACAUUAAACUUGAUGAAGAGAACUUAAGCAAAAAGAUACAAUUAGAGACUUUCUGCUUUAUGAACUAGUUUUGAAGCUUCUUAUUUAAUAUAUUUUGUAAUGCUUGUAUGAAAUUAACAGGAUUUUGAUUGUAGGACUUUUACUUGUAAUAAAGUGCUUCCACUUUGUU
Betta splendens (Siamese fighting fish) is the source of this 7719-nucleotide messenger RNA. RefSeq names its product ENAH actin regulator (gene enah). Gene Ontology annotation, molecular function: profilin binding; SH3 domain binding. The record is from RefSeq and is a predicted model, not a curated record. The coding region runs from base 806 to 3196 and encodes 796 amino acids. The transcript has 15 exons. Gene Ontology annotation, biological process: actin polymerization-dependent cell motility; axon guidance; actin polymerization or depolymerization. Lineage: Eukaryota; Metazoa; Chordata; Actinopteri; Anabantiformes; Osphronemidae.